Molecule: messenger RNA, 1137 nt
Organism: Purpureocillium lilacinum
Lineage: Eukaryota; Fungi; Ascomycota; Sordariomycetes; Hypocreales; Ophiocordycipitaceae
Biological process (GO): protein dephosphorylation
Molecular function (GO): protein serine/threonine phosphatase activity
Source: RefSeq, a predicted model, not a curated record
AUGGCCCCGUCCGCUCCCUCCGCCCGCAACGCCGGUGCUCCGUGGACGCCGUCACGACCGUCCUCAUCCUCGUCCUUCGCGACAAACCCCCGAUUCUCCUACAACAUCGCCGCCUCCUUCAUCGCCAAAGACCGCCCGUAUGACCCUUCCACCCACGUCUUCCACUUCAACCCCUAUAACCGCAUCCAACCCCCACGGCAGCGACGCCGCUCCUCCCGUCCAGACUCGGGCCACGAUGCAUUCUUCGUCUCGCGCGUAAAUGAUUCCGGCGCCGUGGCGUUUGGUGUUGCGGACGGCGUUGGAGGAUGGGUAGACUCGGGCGUCGACCCUGCAGACUUCUCACACGGCUUCUGCGACUACAUGGCCGCGGUGGCCUACGAGCACGACGGUGCCGAGAACCCGCCCUUGACGGCGCGACGGUUGAUGCAAAAGGGCUACGACGCCGUGUGCAACGACAGAAGCCUACACGCGGGUGGAAGCACAGCGUGUGUCGCCAUCGCCGCACCAGACGGGACUCUUGACGUAGCCAACCUUGGCGACUCUGGGUUCCUCCAUCUCCGGCUCAAUGGCGUCAACGCAUACUCGGAGCCGCAGACCCACGCCUUCAACACACCGUUUCAGCUUUCCCUCAUUCCUCCCCGGCUGGCCGCUCGAAUGGCCGCCUUCGGGGGAACGCAGCUCAGCGACCUGCCUCGCGACGCCGACGUGACGCAGCACUACCUGCGCCACGGAGACGUCCUCAUCUUCGCUACAGACGGCGUCUUGGAUAACCUGUUCAAUCAGGACAUUCUCCGCAUCGCCAGUCGCGUCAUGGUCUCGAGUGGCGCCUGGCAGAUGACGAACGCCGGUGGCGUCCGCUGCGCCGACUCGAUAGAUACCCUCACCCGCACACGAACCGGCGAUAGCCCCAGCGAGGGGAGCCCCGAGCGCACAGUGACGCUCCAGAGCCUACUGGCCACGGAGCUCGUCGGAGCCGCAAAGAGCGCCAGUGUCAACACCAAAAUAGACGGUCCUUUCGCCAAGGAGGUGCAAAAGUACUAUCCCCACGAACAAUGGCGCGGCGGCAAGGUCGACGACAUAUGUGUCGUCGUCGCGGUCGUCUCUGAAGAAUCGGCUGGAGCCAAGAGUAAACUCUAA